AAGUGUUCGGGCCGGCCUGAUCAAGCUCUUAAUAUAAAAUUAAAACCUAAUGCGACUAACAGAAGAAGUGGUUUCGCCAGUGAAGAAAACUUCGUAAAUCUUACAAUAAAAAAGCGGUAGCGGAGAAUCAACGAAAAAUAGUUCUAGGGUAACUGUUUCAGAGAUUAUGGACUUGGCUGUUGGUUCAUCAACUCAUAAGAAGCAUAAGGCAAAAGAUGAUAUAAUCAGCCAUCUACCGGAAUCACUUAUAACUCACAUUCUCUCGUUUCUCCCCACAAAAGAUGCUGUUCGUACAUGUGUGUUGUCUAAAAGAUGGAUUGAAAAGUGGACAUUAAUCACCAAGGUGGAGUUAGACGAUAGUGUCUUCUAUUCUUCCAAGAAGAAGACAUCUGAGCGGAAAACACUCCAACAACAGUGCUUUAUAAACUUUGUCAAUAGAUUUCUUCUUCUUACCGGAACUCAUACUGUGGAAAGUUUUUCUCUUGCCAUUGCUAACAAUUAUGAUCUAUCUGUUCUAAAUACCUUGAUCACUUGCAUCUUGAAGAAAAGGGUUAAAAAACUUUCUAUCUCAUCGAGUGAAGAACUCCCCUUCUCUGCUCUUACAACUCACUACCUUUUCAAUCAUGCCACUUGUUUAGAAGAAUUGGUGCUCACGAGAACGUCGAGUUAUUCUGCAAUCGAAAUCCCUCUCUAUAAGAUUUCAGGUGUUUUUCUUUUUACAAGACUAAAACAGCUCGACCUGUGUGGAGUUAAAUUUACAUUUGACAAAUCUCAGCAUAUUAUUUUUCCAGUAUUGAACAAGUUUGAGACAUACAACUGCUCAUGGUUAAGUGCACAUGAUGUCACUUUUACUUUUGAACUAAAAGCACCUCUACUUGAAACUGUUUACAUAGGACAAUACUGGGUAAACCGUGAGUCACGUCGCUGCAAAAUCAAAUUUUCUGAUUCACAUUUGAAAGAAUUCACUUAUAGCAGUAAUGGUAUGUCACAAGCUAUUGUUCUGUCAGAUCCGUCUUCAGCUUGCAAUGCUACUCUUAGCAUCAUUUUGUAUCAUGUUAAUAGUGAUAAUGUUAGUAGUGAUAGCGUUCAAGAAACUGAAUCAUGUGUCUGUCUCCUUCUUAAACAAUUUAGUCAAGUGAAGAGGAUCAAAUUUGAGUUUCAGACACAACCAAAUGUGGCUAUUCUGUCUAAAUUUGCAAUGUUGAGCCAUUUGGAGCUUCGCGAUGUUAGUAUUGAAGUUUUGUUGGGCUUAAUUCAAAACUCUCCUGCUCUCAAUACUCUAUUUUUCAAGAGAAUAUUGGAAUUCAACCAUGAGCUUCUUAACUCUGCUGCUGUGCCAAAUUGUUUGACAUCCACUCUCAAAGUUGUGAAAUUUGGAGAUGUGCAAGGAGACGAGCAUGAGCUUUUAUUAGCUAAAUAUUUAAUGGAAAAUGGUACAGUGCUUGAGAGGAUGAGUUUCUCCUUUGAUGAAUACUUGGGUGAGCCAAAGGUCAUUGAAGAAUUUAAGGAGAAGCUGUACUCAUUUAAGAAAGGAAUCUCUUUUGCCAUACUUGAAUUUUCAAAUGAUUAUUACUAGUUUGUAGAAACAAGUGGUUCACGAUGUUUCUUUUGCUUGUUGUAUAUAUAAUGCUAAGGUGUUUACAAUAUGUUUCUUUUGGAUACUGCAUAAGAUGUUUCCUGCAAGUAAUUGUCUACAAAUGGUGGUGACUGUAUUUUGGUUCCAAGAU
Molecule: messenger RNA, 1727 nt
Organism: Vicia villosa (hairy vetch)
Lineage: Eukaryota; Viridiplantae; Streptophyta; Magnoliopsida; Fabales; Fabaceae
Product: F-box/FBD/LRR-repeat protein At3g14710-like
Exons: 4
Coding region: 167-1576 (469 amino acids)
Molecular function (GO): protein binding
Source: RefSeq, a predicted model, not a curated record